Molecule: messenger RNA, 1170 nt
Organism: Fulmarus glacialis (Northern fulmar)
Lineage: Eukaryota; Metazoa; Chordata; Aves; Procellariiformes; Procellariidae
Product: chitobiosyldiphosphodolichol beta-mannosyltransferase-like
Cellular component (GO): endoplasmic reticulum
Molecular function (GO): mannosyltransferase activity
Source: RefSeq, a predicted model, not a curated record
AUGAGGUGCAUGUUUCUGGAGAGCUGUAAUAUUCUUACCACAUUUUCUCGUUUUGCAGUUGGCCCGAAGCUUUUCCAGUAUUUCAUAAAAGUCAUUGUGCAGGCAAUACAAUUACUGUACACAAUGCUGAAGAUAAAUCAGCCAUCCUAUAUUCUUCUUCAGAAUCCUCCAGGCUUACCUAGUAUAGCUGUUGCCUGGGUAGCGUGUCUUUUCUGGAGAAGCAAACUGAUAAUUGAUUGGCACAACUAUGGAUAUACUAUAAUGAGUCUGAGUCAUGGAAGAAAUCACCCGCUAGUACAAAUUGCAAAAUGGUAUGAAAAGCUUUUUGGGCGUUUGUCUGACUAUAACUUGUGUGUCACUAAUGCAAUGAAAGAAGACCUGUGGGUGAAUUGCAACAUAAAGGCAGUAACACUGUAUGACAAGCCAGCUUCUUAUUUUAAGGAAACACCAUUAGAAUUUCAACAUCAGUUGUACAUGAAACUUGCCAAAGACUAUGAGCCUUUUAAACCACGUACAGAGUCUGUCUGUUCGAACGCUGAGAUGUCUGCCUUUACAGAAAUGGAUGAAAAAAAUGGACAUGUGAUAAAAACUAGAGGACGGCCAGCUCUUCUAAUCAGCAGCACAAGCUGGACAGAGGAUGAAGACUUUUCAGUCCUUUUAAAAGCUUUAGAAGAUUAUGAGCGGUAUAUCAAUGAGGGAGUCAAGCUUCCAUCUUUAGUAUGUGUGAUAACAGGCAAAGGACCUCUAAAAGACUACUACAACGGACUGAUAAAUAAACUACGUUUUAAACAUAUCCAGAUCUGUACACCAUGGCUUGAAGCUGAGGAUUACCCUCUUUUGCUUGGCUCAGCAGAUCUGGGGGUGUGUCUGCAUAAAUCAUCUAGUGGUUUGGAUUUACCCAUGAAGGUGGUAGAUAUGUUUGGCUGUUGUUUACCUGUGUGUGCAAUAUAUUUUGAAUGUUUACAUGAACUUGUGAAACACAAUGAAAAUGGUCUGAUAUUCAGGGACUCAAACGAACUUUCAGAACAACUAAAGAUGCUUUUCUUGGGAUUUCCUACACUGGAAGGCAAACUUCACAACUUCAGAAAAAACCUUCGUGCAUCCAAGCAGCUGCGCUGGGAUGAGAGUUGGGACCAGACUGUUCUUCCUUUGUUUGGGCAGAAUGAGUGA